Cyanistes caeruleus (blue tit) is the source of this 2237-nucleotide messenger RNA. The record is from RefSeq and is a predicted model, not a curated record. Lineage: Eukaryota; Metazoa; Chordata; Aves; Passeriformes; Paridae.
CAGAGGUCUGAGAGGAUCAGCGAGAUGCAGAGGGAUUGGAGGGUAUCGGGGGAACACAGAGGGAUUGAGAGGGUGCCUGUCCCGUGGGGGUACCGAGGGUCCCCCCGCACCACCCAGGACCGCCUGAGCCCCGCAGGGUCGCUGCACCCUGAGCCGAGGCAGCAGGAUUCCAGAUUCGGUUCCGCCCUGGGCGUGGUGCCGAACCUGAGCCAGGACGGGCUGGCCGGAGCCGUGGUGGGAGCUCCGCUGGAGGACGAGCACCGCGGCGCUCUCUACGUGUUCCACGUCUCCCCGGCCACCCUCCUGCCCCAGUACAAGCAGCGCAUCGAGGCGGCGGCGCUGGGGUGGAGCCUCCGGUAUUUCGGGAUCAGCGUGGAUGGACGGGUGGACAUGGACGGGGACGGCCUGGUGGACGUGGCCGUGGGGGCACAUGGUGCGGCUGUAGUGCUCCGGUCCCGCUGGAUUAUCCAGGUGUUCGCAUGGAUGUCUGUGGAGCCAGCAGCUGUCAGUGUCACACAACGGAACUGCCAGCGCAGUGGCUCCAGCGCCGUCUGCCUCCGGGCCCGGAUCUGCUUCCAUGCCGAGACACGCACACGGAACCCUGUGGACAUGGAUAUUGAUCUCCGGUACAAUGUAUCCCUCGAGGACCAGAUCCCCGGAUCCCGUGCUGCCUUUGACUCGGGUGCCCGCCGACUGCUCCAGCGCCGAAUUGAGUUCCCAUUGGGAAGGCAGAGCUGCAUCCGCAUCCCCUUCCACGUCCUGGACACCUCAGAUUACCUGAGGCCCCUCAGCCUCAGCCUCACCUGGGCCCUGGAUGUAGCUGCAACGUCGGUGCUGGAUGAGGCAUCUCCCACCACCAUCCGCAAACUGAUCCCAUUUUUCAAGGAUUGUGGGGAUGACGAUGAGUGCGUCACCGACCUGGUGCUCAAGGCCACCACGGACAUUGUGGGCUCCAGGCAGAGCCCCCACAUCCUGCGGAAGGGCCGAAGGCGGAUGCUGGUGGAGGUGGAGCUGGAGAACCGUGAGGAGAAUGCCUACAAUGUCAGCCUGUGGUUGCACCUGCCUGGAAACCUCCACUUCUCCAGCCUCGUGCUCCAGGAUCCCAGCACGGUGAAGUUGGAGUGCUCAGCACUGGGGAGGCACCACCGGCGCUGCAGUGUCGGGUACCCCGUCUUCCACUCGCAGGCCAAGGUGUCCUUCACCCUGGAGCUGGAGUUCAGCUGCUCCGUCCUUCUGGACCGUGCUGAAGUCACUCUCCAGGCCAGCAGUGACAGCACUGAGGUGACACCACAGGACAACGUGGUCAAGCUUUCCGUCCCCAUCCGCUAUGAGCCCAACCUGUUCCUGUCCAGUAAUACCAACCUGCAUCGCUAUGAAGUUCAUCCCCUUGGCACCUUCAGCCACAGCUCUGGCCCUGAGUUUACCACCACAGUCAAGGUGCAGAAUUUGGGGUGCUACUCCAUCCAGAAUGUCACCUUGCACAUGGCCCUGCCAGCACUGGGCCACCAUCAGGCCACCAUCUUGUCUGUCACCAAUGUCCUCACUGAAAAUGCCACCUGCAUGCUGCAACUCCCUGAUGAGAGGACACAGGUGGUCCCGGUGCCCCCUGAGGAUCUGCUGCACAUGGACAGGCUGGACUGUUCCAACACCUGGUGCCAGGAGCUGAGCUGCCACUUGGAGAGGCUGGAGCGUGGUGGGGGAGUCUCCAUCCAGCUCCUGCGGACCCUCCACAACAGCUUCUUCAGUGGAGUGAAAUUCCGGAGUGUGAGGAUAGUCAGCAGUGUCUGGCUGGGGGUCACAGGGGGCAUGUUGGUGCUGGAGAAGGGGGUGCAGCGCAGGGAGCUGGUGCUGGAAGUGCUCCAGGAAAGGCGGGUGCCCGUGUCUCUGUGGAUCCUGGGAGGCAGUGCCCUGGGGGGACUCCUGCUCCUGGCACUACUCAGCCUUGGCCUCUGGAGGCUGGGAUUCUUCUCCCACCGGAAGCCCUCCCGAGAGGAGGAGGAUGAGGAGCACUGAGAUGGCAGCUCUGGCGGGAGGACGUCCCAGAACCUCCCUCCUGGGGACACAUUCCAGAGCCAUCCCAGGGCUGGGACUCCUGGGCUGGUGGAGGGAUGACCAAGCAUGCGUGAGGGUGGAGCUGGAGGAUCUGGGGGAACAUCUAGAAGCGGGAAAAGUGGGAGUGAGCUGGAAUGGAGCAGCUCCAGAAAUAAAGCUCUGGCCUGCGGUUCUGCUGUGUCCUA